Molecule: messenger RNA, 433 nt
Organism: Pelobates cultripes (western spadefoot toad)
Lineage: Eukaryota; Metazoa; Chordata; Amphibia; Anura; Pelobatidae
Source: the annotation of a GenBank genome assembly
AUGGCUGCCACUCAGGAGUCCAUGCAAACCCGAAAGGGCCUGGUUGACCAGGAGUGGAAGGUCCAGUUUGAGGCAAAAUUUGAAGCAAUCUGCCAAGAGUAUUGGCACCGCAUAGCCAACAGAGUUACACUACAACCCCCACUCGAUGCACACCUUACCAGUAAUGCAGAUUCAGCCACCCAAUCCAAUUCUAGGCUGGGAGCCAAAUUGAGGAUAGCCCUGGACCACCGUCCAUCUACCUGUGAAGUGCUCCAGAUCAGGACCCUGUGGCACUAUGAUCCAGCCACAUGGCAUCAGAGGAUAGCUCAAAAUCAAUUCCAUGAAAGCAGACAAUUACAAAAAAUUACACAAAUCCAAACUGCAGCUCCUUCACUAGCACCUCAGGAAACUGGCCAACAGGAAAACCCUCAUAAUUCUGAUGGGCACCCCCAGG